Molecule: messenger RNA, 1112 nt
Organism: Triticum dicoccoides
Lineage: Eukaryota; Viridiplantae; Streptophyta; Magnoliopsida; Poales; Poaceae
Product: 5'-methylthioadenosine/S-adenosylhomocysteine nucleosidase-like
Exons: 8
Coding region: 73-873 (266 amino acids)
Biological process (GO): nucleoside metabolic process
Molecular function (GO): methylthioadenosine nucleosidase activity
Source: RefSeq, a predicted model, not a curated record
UCCUUGCACACGCUGAGGACUAGGGCCCUGACCAGAUCCCGCGCUGCAGGCAGCCCCCUCGCGCCUCCGGCCAUGGCGCCGCCGUCCUCCGAAGAGCCUGCCGCCGCCGCCGCCGCCGAGCCCGCUGGAGCCGGCGCCAUCUCCAAGGUCCUCGUCGUCAUAGCGAUGCAGACGGAGGCGCUCCCGCUCGUCACCCGGUUCCAGCUCGUCGAGGCGGCCGCCGACGAAUCCAUCUUUCCGAAAGGUGCCCCUUGGACUCGGUACCAUGGUGACUACAAAGGCCUCCACAUCGAUCUCGUGUGGCCUGGAAAAGAUCCUCUGCUUGGAGUUGACAGUGUCGGUACAGUAUCCGCAGCUCUGGUGACUUAUGCUUGUAUACAGUUGUUGAAGCCAGACCUUAUCAUCAACGCUGGUACUGCUGGUGGUUUUAAGGCCAGAGGAGCAGGUAUUGGGGAUGUCUUCUUAGCUUCAGAUGUUGCAUUCCAUGACAGGAGAAUACCCAUUCCUGUUUUUGACAGUUAUGGAGUUGGAGCGCGAAAAACAUUUGCAACCCCAAAUAUAGUGAAGGAACUCAAUUUGAAGGUUGGGAAACUGUCAACUGGUGAUUCUCUGGACAUGUCCCCCCAUGAUGAGACAGCAAUACUGAGCAAUGAAGCUACGGUCAAGGAUAUGGAGGGGGCAGCGGUGGCAUAUGUUGCUGACUUGUUCUCGACACCCGCUAUCUUUGUCAAAGCUGUGACUGACAUUGUUGAUGGGGAGAAGCCAACAGCCGAGGAGUUUCUGCAAAACCUGAUCUCAGUGACGAUGGCGCUUGACCAGGCAGUCAUGCAAGUGGUAGACUUCAUCAGUGGCAAAUGUAUCUCUGAUCUCUGAACGCCCAAUGCUCCGCUAUGUGGGUUCCACAAAUCGAGGGAGCCUGAAUAUAUGUAUUUGUUGGAUGUAUAGUGUUUCCUGGGUGGUUUCACACACGAUUAUACAUUCUCAUAACCCCUAUGAAAGAAAUUCUUGGCGAUUACUUGGAGCUGUUGUAUGGGAUUUUGUAGAAUUUUACAAACUGUGCAGCUUAGUGAAGCUCGGCUUAAUAAAGUGGUGUAUUGUUAUACUGGAAUAAA